GCAACUGCGGUGCAGAUUUAUGGUUGCGAGUUGUGCUGGUUGUAGAUUUGCCGGUGGUUGAGCAGCGGCUAGGGCUGCGAGGUACAGGACUAUGAGGAUCAGUCUAAUACAUUGCGCUGGACCGAGACGGAGGAAACUACAAGAGGAGAGAGAAGAUUGGGGAUUCUAGUGAACAGGAUCUACCAGGGCCUUAGGGGGUUAUUUAUACAGCCAGCCGUUUGUGAUAUGUUGCACCAUGGGCCAAAGCUAUUAAGCUUCUACAUAUUCUUAUAUACGUCCUCUUCUUUAUCAAACGGGCUAGGGCAACGGGCAACAAUUGCUCUACAUAUAUCAUAAACGCAUAUUAUAGCUCUAUAACAAAAUUGACGAAGUGAUGGAUAGACGGCGCAAGUAGUAACUCCUUAUAUACGGCGAAGAUGCAUGAAGUCUACAUAGGGUUGAUAUACCCCAACUUCCUCGGAGAACCUCCUCCAACUAACCCCACCGGUCCAGAUCCUCCUCCAUCAUGACUCCAACUUAUAUCAACACCUCUUCUUCGUCUACUACCUCUUCUUCUUCGUCACCUCCUUCUUCACGACUCCUCAUUGCAAGAUACUAAUCAUCGCACCAAUCACCAAUCCCCCGAAAUGGCACCAAUCCACCGCAUAGCCGUAAUCCAAUGGCACAUCAAAGACCUGGCCAUGGACGAGAACCACCAAAAGGCAUGCACCUACAUCCGCGAAGCAGCCUCCCAAGGCGCCAAACUAGCCGUUCUCCCAGAAUACCAUCUAAACGCCUUCCCCCCAACAAACCCGCUCUACCUGCCGCAGACUGACUCCCAGAUAACCACCAAAUACCUCCAAUCCUACCAAGCCCUCGCCAAGGAGCUCAACAUCUGCAUCGUCCCCGGCACUAUCGUCGAAAACCACUCCCCCACCAGUACGACUACCAGUACCGAUUCCACAGACCCCAUCCUCUACAACACAGCCUACUUCAUCUCCAACGACGGCAGUAUCCUCGCCUCCUACCGGAAAAAGAACAUCUGGCACCCGGAACGCCCCUACCUGACUUCUUCGGCGUCGGAUCCGCACGUUGCCUUCGAUACCCCCAUCGGCAAGGUCGGGCUGCUUAUCUGCUGGGACUUGGCCUUUCCGGAGGCGUUUAGGGAGUUGAUCGCUGCUGGGGCGGAGAUGAUUGUUGUUCCUACGUUUUGGACGAAAAACGAUGCCUCAACUGCGCUCCGGGCGAGGAAUCCCGACUGCGAGAAGCUGUUUCUGGAGUCGGUGCUGACGGCGAGAUGUUUUGAGAAUACCUGUGGGGUUGUGUUUGCGAAUGCGGCGGGGCAGACGGAGGGGGAUGGGUUUUUGGGAUUAUCCAGGGUGACGAUGCCGGGGGUCGGGGUUGUAGGGUCUCUGGGGUGGGAGGAAGGCGUUUGUGUGGUGGAUGUUGAUAUGGGGUUGGCUCGCGAUGCGGAGGAGAAUUAUCGGGUCAGGGAGGAUCUGGGGAGGGAAGGGUGGUAUUAUUCUUAUCGGCAUCAGGGGAGGGAUUAGAUUUUAUAUAAAUCUAUGGUGGGACUCAGGUUAUGAGAGUCGGACCUAAGGAAAGCUCUAUUCGAUUUUAGAACUGUAUAUACAUAUACUGUACAACCCACUAGACUAAACUGCUCUGUA
Aspergillus pseudonomiae is the source of this 1649-nucleotide messenger RNA. RefSeq names its product carbon-nitrogen hydrolase family protein. Gene Ontology annotation, molecular function: hydrolase activity, acting on carbon-nitrogen (but not peptide) bonds, in linear amides. The coding region runs from base 627 to 1529 and encodes 300 amino acids. Lineage: Eukaryota; Fungi; Ascomycota; Eurotiomycetes; Eurotiales; Aspergillaceae. The record is from RefSeq and is a predicted model, not a curated record. The transcript has 4 exons.